This is a messenger RNA of Gossypium arboreum, 1299 nucleotides long. RefSeq names its product cysteine-rich receptor-like protein kinase 6. Bases 84 to 1178 code for a protein of 364 amino acids. Gene Ontology annotation, molecular function: protein kinase activity; ATP binding. Gene Ontology annotation, biological process: protein phosphorylation. The record is from RefSeq and is a predicted model, not a curated record. The transcript has 5 exons. Lineage: Eukaryota; Viridiplantae; Streptophyta; Magnoliopsida; Malvales; Malvaceae.
AGGCCAAGUGUAUGUUUUUCCCUCGUUCAAGAUUAGCUUAAACCAAAACCAAACCAAGGAAUCUCAAUUAUGCUCACAAAAAAAUGGAAAUUCAAAAAUUAUAUUCUUCAAUAUUUAUCUUAGAAACUCAAGCCGAUUACGAGAAAACCAUGGAAUCUCUCUUGAUUGGGCUCGACACUCUUAAAACCGCAACGGCGAACUUCUCCGAUGAAAACAAACUCGGCCAAGGCGGUUUCGGUCCGGUUUACAAGGGAAAACUAUUUGAUGGGCGAGAAAUUGCGGUAAAAAGGCUAUCGAGCAACUCUGGACAAGGUCUCGCAGAGCUUAAAACGGAGGUAAUGUUGGUGGCAAAAUUGCUGCACCGAAAUUUGGUAAAGCUGUUGGGCUUUUGUUUGGAAGAAGAAGAGAAGCUUCUUGUUUAUGAAUACCUACCCAAUGGAAGCUUGGACAAGAUUUUAUUUGAUCAGGGCAAAAGGUUGAGACUAGGAUGGGAAAGAAGGUACAAAAUAAUUGUUGGGAUUGCAAGAGGGCUACUUUAUCUGCAUGAAGAUUCUCAAUUGAGGAUUAUACACAGGGAUUUAAAAGCUAGUAAUAUUUUGUUAGAUGAGCAAAUGAAUCCUAAAAUUUCUGAUUUCGGUUUAGCAAAACUGUUCGGUGAAAGUGAAACUCAAGGGAAUACGAAUCGGAUUGCUGGAACUUAUGGGUAUAUGGCUCCGGAAUAUGCUAAGCACGGAUUAUUUUCAAUCAAAUCUGAUGUGUAUAGCUUUGGAGUGUUAGUUCUGGAAAUCGUAACCGGUCAAAAAAGUUCCUCCUUCCGCAAUUUAACCAACCUUCUAAGCCAUGCUUGGUUACAUUGGAACAAUGGAACAGCUGAAGAGCUAAUAGACCCAAUAUUGAAUGAUCCAUGGCCAACAUUUGAAGCUUUCAAGUGUAUACAUAUUGGAUUGUUAUGUGUUCAAGAAGAUGCAGCUGAUAGACCUUCAAUGUCCGACAUUAUUACCAUGCUUAGCAGUCACUCCGUAACGGCUCCUGCACCUUCACGACCGGCGUUUUUCGUCUCAAACGGAAACUUCAAGACCGAUUCGGCUAAUGAAUUCGGUUCGGGUUUGUCUCGAUCCACGGAUUCAAUACAACGAUCUGUAAAUGAGGUUACUAUCAGUGAAUUAGAUCCUCGCUGAUGCAUUUAACAUUUACGUAGUACGACUACGUACACAUGAUUCCACACGUUUUCUCCAGCUUUAUGUAGAAUUUUUUGGUAAAAUUAUUUGAAAAGUCCUUUUAUUAUAAUUUUUUAUCAAA